Cuscuta europaea is the source of this 1732-nucleotide messenger RNA. The record is from the annotation of a GenBank genome assembly. NCBI's taxonomy places the organism in Eukaryota, Viridiplantae, Streptophyta, Magnoliopsida, Solanales, Convolvulaceae.
CCGGAUCAAUUAUGAUGUCAAUAAACCCACGCUAGACACAUCGCGCAGAUUUAUUUCCGAACGUGACAUGUCAGAAUCUCAUUUGUUUAUGUGACGCUCCCUACGUGUCCCUCUACGGUUUUGACUUGCGUAUUUACUGAAGCGCCAAAUUAAACCUCUAUUAUGGCAGCUUUAAUUAAUGUAAUUUUUUAAAUUUAAUUAAUUAAUACUUUCACACUUCUCAGUUAAAACCCUGUUGACCUUCGGAAACUGUCUGCGCUGCUUUUCUCCGAUCUAUCUUCAGGGAGGGAGAAUCAACCACAAAAAAUCUUUAGAGCUUCUUCUGCCGAGGGUGAAGCAGAAAAGAACAAGAACCAGGGCUACCAGUCUUGACUGUUUCUAAGGAUGAAGAAUAUCGAGCGCCUGGCGAAUAUACUUUUAACAGGUUUGACACUGGCUCCACUGGUGGUAAAUGUAGAUCCAAAUCUAAAUGUAAUUUUGACAGCUAGCCUGACAGUGUAUGUUGGUUGCUACCGAUCUGUUAAACCAACUCCACCUUCAGAAUCAAUGUCCAGUGAACAUGCAAUGCGGUUUCCCUUGGUUGGGAGUGCAAUGUUGUUGUCACUGUUCUUGCUUUUUAAGUUCCUAUCUAAAGACCUGGUUAAUGCUGUUCUGACAUGUUACUUCUUCGUCCUCGGCAUUGCAGCUCUUUCAGCAACACUGUUACCUGAAAUUAAACAUUUCUUGCCAACAAAGUGGAACGAUGAUCACAUUGUAUGGCGUUUUCCAUAUUUUCACUCUUUGGAUGUUGAGUUCACAAGGUCUCAGAUUGUAGCUGCAAUUCCUGGAACUAUUUUCUGUGUAUGGUACGCAAAGCAAAAGCAUUGGCUAGCAAACAACAUAUUGGGGCUUGCAUUCUGCAUCCAGGGCAUAGAAAUGCUUUCUCUUGGUUCAUUCAAGACUGGCGCCAUCCUUUUGGCUGGACUUUUCGUAUAUGACAUUUUCUGGGUCUUUUUUACCCCAGUGAUGGUUAGUGUUGCAAAGUCCUUUGAUGCUCCUAUCAAGCUUUUGUUCCCGACUGCAGAUUCUCAACGUCCAUUUUCAAUGCUGGGCCUUGGGGAUAUUGUUAUACCUGGAAUCUUUGUCGCAUUGGCACUCCGCUUUGACGUCUCCAGAGGAAGGUCAAGCCAAUACUUCACAAGCUCAUUCAUAGGCUACACAGCCGGUUUGGCUCUGACCAUCUUUGUGAUGAACUGGUUUCAAGCUGCACAGCCAGCACUGUUAUACAUUGUACCAGCUGUGAUUGGAUUUUUGGCCGUGCAUUGCCUUUGGAACGGCGAUGUAAAACCUUUGCUGGGGUUCGAUGAGUCCAAAUCUAAGGCGUCGGAAGUUAAUGAAGACGACUCCACCGCCGCAGAAAACAAAAAAACUGAGUAAAUCUCUGAGAAUACACAACAGUAGAAGAAAAAAAGACAAUCCUGACUCGUUGGGAAGAUGAGGCACUGAUUUGUUGUUGUAUCAGAUUUUUAUUCUUAAAAAGCACGAGUAAAUAUUUUCUUGCCUCUUAAUUAGUACUCCGUACUACGUAUUUUCCCAACAGCAUUUCAUAUCAUUCUUUUAGCAUUACUAACUAAUUGCUAGCUUAUUAUUUUAUUGAUCUGCUUUAAAAUGAGGAUAUGAACUACCUGUUGGAACACAUUUUCCCCUAAUAAUUAUGACUUUAAAAUGUUAUAAAAUUCUGGGCAAUUUUAUA